AUUUUGCAGAUGAACUAACACGAUGGCAAUAUUUACACAAAUAUUGAGCUAAGCAAAGGAAACCAUCUCGAUAUCAUAUUAAACUACGGGCUUGUUGUAGUAGCUCGUUAAAUCUGUCAAGUGUAGACAUGAGUAAUCGACCAGUACCCGGUAUUACUACGUUAUCAGUCAACGGUAAGAGCAACCGGAAGUGGGAACCCACAGUUGUUCAGCAAGGAUUCAUCCCCUGUCAUGAAAAGGUCUCGUCUUCGGUUCAAAUGCCACGAAAACAUGCCUACGAAAAAGAUAAAGAUACUGUGCCAUUUACAUCAUCCACACUGUUUCGGGUCCUCAUCUUUGUCGUCUUAACACUCCAAGCUACUUGCUAUUUCUCUUUGCUUCGCUACUCUAGGACAAGAUCAAACGAAAUGUACUUUACUUCUACGGCAGUCUUUCUCGCAGAAGUUGUGAAACUUUUCACAACGUUAGUGGUGAUCUUUUUUCAGUGUGGAAAUGUAAAAGCAUUUACUUCAUAUCUCAUUGACAACUUGUUUGUGGAUCGCAAGGCUACAUUUCGUCUGUCUGUGCCAUCUUUAUUGUAUGUCGUACAAAACAAUCUUGUUUAUAUUGCAAUGACACAUUUGGAAUCAACAACAUUUCAGAUUACUAAUCAGCUAAAAAUCCUUACCACAGCUGUAUUCUCCAUUCUCCUACUCAACAAACAACUUACAAAAAUAAAAUGGAUUUCACUUGUCCUCUUAGCUAUUGGAGUAACAAUGGUUCAGAUUGACACCCACACAUCAGUGGAAACUGAAAUGUCCACAACUAGUUCUGUAAAGAGCCAACAAUCAGCUUUUCUUGGAUUUACUUCUGUUCUUGCAGCUUCUAUGGUUUCUGGAUUUGCCGGUGUUUACAUGGAGAAAAUCUUCAAAACUGGAAAAAGAAAGCUGUUUUGGAUCUCAAAUGCACAACUGUACACUUUUGGAAUCUUUCUAAGCUUUUUAGGAGUGGCGUACCAAGAUGGAGUAGAAAUAGCUAGAAUGGGCUUCUUUCAUGGGUAUGACAUUAUUGUUUGUCUGGUGAUCUUGUUUGCAUCAGCUGGUGGAAUUAUUGUCUCUCUGAUUUUGAAAUAUGCAUCGUGUAUAACAAAAGGAUUUGCCACUUCUUGUGCCAUAGUUCUUUCAAGUUUAGUCUCUGUGUAUGUGUUUUAUUUUAUUCCAGGUGUGUUGUUUAUCUUGGGGGCUGUGUCUGUUAUUGUUUCUGUAUUGUUGUAUAGCUGUUAGAAGCAGCUUUGGAUUUGAUUUUUUUUUAAAUGAUGAUGGUGAUGAUGGUGUGGAAAAACAAUGUAAAUGGAUCGAUGUCAGUAUCUGGGCAACUGCAACCCUACUCCCUCCUCCCUUAUAACCCAAGAACAGUCAACUGAUAAAAAGUUAAGGUAAAAGUGGGUUAGGGGAGGGGUAGUUAUUCAGUUAAUCAGAUUUUGACAUUGAUCCCCAAAUAAUUUACAAAUAAUAUUAUUAAUAUAAUAAUAAUAAUGAAUAGAUCUUUUGUGGAGUGAAUUCUACAUUACUAUUGUUGUAAUUUUCAAUGAGGAGUAGAGGCUGAAUAACUUAUAAAGUCAAAAGCACUUUAUAUCAUAGUUAGGAAAUUUGUAUAAUUUGUAAUUUUGUCAAUAGCAUGUUCUUGCCUCAUAAUUCCAUGUGUACACUGAUGGCAUGUGUCUGCAAUGAAGUGUUAUGGAGGGAGUUUCUCUGUCCAAAGUUAACACACAUUUUUUUAAUUAACUAUGCAAUUGAAAUGUUAUGAAACAAUAUUGUUUCAUUUGUCUUCCAUGUGUUCAUCAAAUUACUGUGUGUAGCAAUUGGGAAGUUUGGAGAGCACUUAACUGAGGAGCUGCAGUUACUCUCAGCCGUGCUAUGAGAAAUGCUUUUACAUCUUUUGUUACCUUCAAACUUCCCAUGGGCUUCAAAUCUGAGCCAAAGCAACAAUUUUUAUGUCAUAAGAAUCAUUAUUGUUGACGUAGUGGGAGGUACAGGAUCUGGACACCAAGGGUGAAUUAAUUACGUUUUUAAAAUAUUGGUUUGUGAGGUUUGAAAUACAUUAACAUUAAAGAAAAUUGUUUGGGUCUCAGGAAAAUGAAUGUUUUUUUUUAUCUGAGACUGAAUAUUUGUUGAGUGAGAACUGUGACUUCAAUAAAAUGAAAUUCCUAUAUUUUAUGGAAAUUUACAAAAAUUGCAAUUGGGUGUUGAUUAAAAAUUCAUGUUGUGUGUCAGUCAAAGUUUUCUAUUUGCAGAAAAUUCUCAUAUCACAGUGUGGCUGUUUAUGAUAGUAAAUAGUAGCUAGCUGAAAGCAUAAAUUUAUGUAAUUUUGGAUAGGAUAUUUUUGGAAGGGGAUUUAGUGGUUUAAUUGUGUGUAGCUAAAUUUUGAUCUUUGACAAUAUUCUAUUGGGUUGCAACUUGCUACAAAAUGAUGUGAAGUAUUUUUAUUAGUCAUGUAAAAAAAGGGAUUCAAAAUCAUUGUAUCAUGUAUGGCAGGUGGGUUCUGAUAGAGAGAAUUACAUAAAAUAUAGAUUUUAUGCAAAACA
This is a messenger RNA of Pocillopora verrucosa, 2563 nucleotides long. RefSeq names its product CMP-sialic acid transporter. The record is from RefSeq and is a predicted model, not a curated record. Gene Ontology annotation, biological process: pyrimidine nucleotide-sugar transmembrane transport. Lineage: Eukaryota; Metazoa; Cnidaria; Anthozoa; Scleractinia; Pocilloporidae. Gene Ontology annotation, cellular component: Golgi membrane. Gene Ontology annotation, molecular function: pyrimidine nucleotide-sugar transmembrane transporter activity.